Sorghum bicolor (sorghum) is the source of this 1198-nucleotide messenger RNA. RefSeq names its product atherin-like. The transcript has 7 exons. Lineage: Eukaryota; Viridiplantae; Streptophyta; Magnoliopsida; Poales; Poaceae. The record is from RefSeq and is a predicted model, not a curated record. Bases 1 to 1179 code for a protein of 392 amino acids.
AUGGAUGGAUCAGAGGAUGGCCAUGGAUCAUCGAUCGAGCUGAGGUCAAACAGACACGAGAUGAGCCAAGGCAGGCGGCCGGGGCCGGCAGCUGGAACAGCAGACCAGCCGGCCGCCGGCUCAUCGAUCGGAAAGCUGUCUGCAAAAUACAGUGUGUGCGUGGCCACCGCACCGAUUGGUCCUCCAGACGCGCCCACCCUGCACGCCGCCGCCCGCGCGCAGCCGCCGCUGCACCCCGCGCCCCAACCGCCGCCGACCAAAUCUGCCGCGCGCCGCCGGCCCACACCGCCCCCACCCCCGCCCCUAGCCCGCCCUUCCCCGGCUCCGUGCGCCACCGCCGCCUCGCCGCAUCCCGCACGUACGCAGGACGCCGCCGGCCGAAGGACGUCGCAGGAGCCCAGGACGCCGCAUCGACGCCGCCGGCCGCAGCACAUCGCGUCGCAGGAGCCCGGGACGCCGGCGGCCGCACGGACGCAGGACGCCGCCGGCCGCAGCAGCCCAGGACGCCGGCGGCCGCACGGACGCCGCAGGAGCCCCGGCCGCUGCCCGCACGGACGCCGCACGGACGCUGCGAGGUUCAUAUUCGGUUUCUUUCUUGGUGCCAUUCCCUGGUACAUUGGAGCCCUUCUGUUAUGGUGUUCCAGAGUUGAUUACAGGGAGAAACCAGGCUAUGUCGCAUGCACAGUAGCGGCACAGGACAAAAUGUCGGGCGGAAGGCGACCACGGCGAAAGGUGGUCGCCUCGACCUUCAUGAGGCACGACGACACCGAUGACACCGACGACACGGACCUUCAGCCUCAGGGAGUCCGCAUCAGUCGUGGGGUUCGAACCCGACCCUGGGUUGUCCGGCAGCCCUCCUCCGCGCCCCGGGUACUCGUACCCGUACCAGUCGGCGCCAGGGCAGGCCAUUUGGGCGCCGUGGGAGCUCUCCACACCUUGGGGGGCACUCACCCUGGUCGGCGUGGCCAGAUGGGGGCUCGGGACACGACGGAGGCCACGGCGACGACGGGUCAGAGUCACAGCACUAGGGGUAAGGCGCUAGCGACUUCGAGCAGUGAUAUUCAUGUGGCCUUGUGGUUUAUGUUGGACUUUAUGUUAGAUUUGUCAUAUCUAUGUGGAUUUAUGAUAUCUAUGGACUUCGAUAUGUUUCAUGUGAUAUAUAUGUGGAGUGUGAUAUAGACAUGUGGAUUGUGAUAUA